CAUGGCUACUCCUGUGGUAUUGCUGGAAGCCUUGGAGGAUCUGGCAGAUGGAGAGUUUAAAAGAUUCAGAUGGUUUCUGCAGCAGGCUGAGGUCUUGGAAGGCUUCCCAGCAGUCCCAAAGAGCCUGUUGGAGAACGCAGACAGACUGGAUACAGUGGAUCAGCUCACAGAGACCUACAACAAAAAUGCUCUGGAGGUGAUGAUAAAGGUUUUAAGGAGGAUCAACAAAAAUGACUUGGUGCCACGUUUAUCAGCAUUAGGCAGCAUUAGGAAACUCAUGGUGGCUUACAAUGACAGCAUGAGGUUGAUGCUGGGAAUUCCAAGAAGGCAGGGGCGUAGGCAGAAAUCAUAAAAUUGGUGGUCCCAGAAAAAAUCA
Thalassophryne amazonica is the source of this 376-nucleotide messenger RNA. RefSeq names its product pyrin domain-containing protein 1-like. Lineage: Eukaryota; Metazoa; Chordata; Actinopteri; Batrachoidiformes; Batrachoididae. The transcript has a single exon. The coding region runs from base 2 to 352 and encodes 116 amino acids. The record is from RefSeq and is a predicted model, not a curated record.